Messenger RNA from Pseudomyrmex gracilis, 2198 nucleotides. Its product is annotated as protein ABHD18. The coding region runs from base 118 to 1578 and encodes 486 amino acids. The record is from RefSeq and is a predicted model, not a curated record. The transcript is spliced from 9 exons. Lineage: Eukaryota; Metazoa; Arthropoda; Insecta; Hymenoptera; Formicidae.
CACGCUGAAAAUUAACGAAACAUGUAAAAUCACGCAAAUAGGACGCGAGAAUAUCUGAUAUCUUGCGAGUCACGUGCGUGACAAUAAAAAUUCGGCACGUAUUCCUCACUCACCGCAAUGCCGCUGAGCCGUUUGGACGCCGUCUACAGGAGCAUAUUGCUCACGAAGUUCUUUACAAAAGGUUGGGGUAAUCCUGAGAAUUUGAAGAGGAUUUUUAAAUUCAGAAAAGUCAUUGCAAAUCGAGAAGCAUGCUACAAUAUGAUACCAUUUGACUAUCCAAUAGAGAUAACAAAAGAUGAAGAAUGGUCAGACUGCCACAUAAUUGAAGGACACUUUGAAUCACCUUUUGCUAAGCAUCUUCCAGGGAUAAUGCCAGACAAAACCAAAACAGCUUACUUUCAGAUGGUUUUACCAUCUAAGUGGAGUUCCUAUAAGAUAAAACCAAUUUGCUUACAUCUUGCAGGAACAGGAGAUCAUUUUUUUUGGCGACGUAGAAAUCUCAUUGCCAAACCGCUACUCAAAGAGUCUGGGAUAGGAUCGAUAUUACUGGAAAAUCCAUUUUAUGGAUUGAGAAAGCCAAAUGAUCAAAUACGUUCCAGCUUACACAAUGUGUGUGACAUUUUUAUUAUGGGGGGCUGUCUGAUAAUGGAAUCAAUCGUUUUGUUAAAUUGGUGCGAACAGCAAGGAUUUGGCCCGUUAGGUCUUACUGGAUUAUCAAUGGGUGGACAUAUGGCUUCUUUAGCGGCUACCAACUGGCCAAAACCGAUAUCGUUGAUACCUUGUCUGUCGUGGUCAACUGCUUCACCUGUAUUCACUGAAGGAGUGAUGAGUGCUUCAAUAAAUUGGACUCUUUUGGAGACACAAUACUUUUCGGACAAAGUAUAUCAGAACGUUCUCGCAAAAAUGGUUAAAAUUAUUGAUCCUGAUGACGCUUUCUUAGCCGGCCAACAUUUUGCGAAGCAUUAUCCUGCGAGCAUGAAGAGAGUCGAUAAGCUACAAAAAGAUCUCAAAGAAAAUAACAAUGACAAUAAUAAAUUUCAUGUUAAUAGUACAAAUUCUACCAAUAAUGGUAACGACAAUAAUAUUUCGACUGAGUACGAAUCUAAAAAUGAAAAUAGCCAAUUGCAACGUCAGAUCGCAGAAGAGAAAGCGGCGGCUAAAAUCUUUCCUCUAAAUUUGAUUUCCAACAGAUUCAAACCAAAAGAUCCCAAUGCUCUUAAAGGAGUUUGCUUAUUGCCAGUGUCGAAGCAUCCCCUGUUUUCAGACAACAAGUGGCGCGAGUACGAGGCGCUGCAAUUCAUGCGGGGUAUAAUGGACGAGUGCACGCAUUUAAAAAAUUUCGAAGUACCUGUGGACACCGAAUUGAUCAUUGCCGUAUGCGCAAGAGACGACGCUUACGUGCCGCGUGAUCAUUGCAUGAGCCUCGAAACCAUCUGGCCGGGGGCUGAAGUUCGUUACAUCGACGCCGGUCACGUUAGCGCUUACCUUCUUCAUCAAAAAGUUUUUAGAUCAACAAUAGCCGAAUCCUUUCAGCGAUCUUUGAAGAAGUAUCAUGUGAAGCAUCAUGAAGUUAUUUGAUGAUCGCGAUUGUACAACAAUUUGUACAAAGUUGUUUUAAAAGAUCAAACUUCUCUUGUAAAUUAGAUAAUAAUAUAGUGUGUAUGUGUGAUGCACUUUCCGGUUUAAUGACUGAUCGUAAUGUUAACGAUUUCACAAGCACACACGGAUACACACGGGUUUUAAUUUUACAUCAGUGCGACUAAUAAUAAUCUGUCAGGAGAGAGUACAAUCGCAAGUCAAUUCAACGAGUGUAGAGCAUAUUAGGUCUGCGAAUUAAAAUCUUGUGAUAGUUGCGCGCGCGAAUCGAAUGAUUUUUAUAUAAAUUUUGGCGCUCCAAACAAUUUCACAUAUAAUUACGUGAUAAGGUUUCACAAACAAGAGUAAUGACGAUAGAAAGAAAAAGUUUUACACAUCUUUCUUUCUUACUUGAUUUCUGUUUUUAGCGUAAAACUUUAACGACAAAUUGGAGAGUUUAUCAGAAUUAUCUCAAUUGUCUUAAUUAUUUCUAGAAUUAUCUCAAAAAAAAAAUGUUGACGAAAUUAUCGCAGACCAGUGUGAUCAAUGUACAAUUAAUAUCAUAUAUUAAUAUCAUAUAUAUAUAUAUGAUGUGCAUAUAUAUAUAUGUAUAUAUAUAUAUA